CUCUUCUUGUUUGGGCACUUUUUCUCCUAAGAGAUCCUUAUGAGACGGCAAUUUCCACAGUAACUCACAGAUACUUUUCUCUUUAUUAGUGUGUUUUUGUUCAACCCAAGUCACAUUCAGCUGGUAUUCUUAUGUUUAGCUGUAAGUCUGUGGAAAAUGGGGGGCAACCACACUUCUGUCACAGAGUUCCUCCUGGUGGGAUUCCCGCUCAGCCUAAGGAUGCAGGUGCUCCUGUUUGGGCUCUUCUCCGUGUUCUAUGCCUUCACCCUGCUGGGCAACGGGGUCAUCCUGGGGCUCAUCUCACUGGACUCCAAACUGCACACCCCCAUGUACUUCUUCCUCUCCCAGCUGGCCACUGUCGACAUAGCCUAUGCCUGUAACACAGUGCCCCAGAUGCUGGUCAACCUCCUGAGCCCAGCCCAGCCCAUCUCCUUUGCUGGCUGCAUGACACAGACCUUUCUCUUCUUGACUUUUGCUCUCACCGAAUGUAUUCUUCUGAUGGUGAUGUCCUACGAUCGGUACGUGGCCAUCUGCCUGCCCCUUCGGUAUUCUACCAUCAUGAGCUGGAGACUCUGCAUCACCCUGGCAGUGGCUUCCUGGACUGUAGGACUCCUCCUCUCCAUACUAUCACUGGUGUUACUCUUACCUUUGCCCUUCUGUGGGCCCCAGAAAGUGAACCACUUUUUCUGUGAGAUUUUAGCUGUUCUCAAACUUGCCUGUGCAGAUACGUACCUUAACAAGAUUGUGGUUUUGGCAGGGUCAGUGUCAGUGCUGGUGGGACCACUGUCUGCAAUUGUGGUUUCCUAUGGUCACAUUCUGCAGACGACCCUGAAGAUCCAGUCAGCAGAGGGACGCCAGAAAGCUUUCUCCACCUGCUCCUCCCACCUGUGUGUGGUGGGGCUGUUUUAUGGCACAGCCAUUAUCAUGUAUGUUAGACCCCACCAUGGGGACCCCCAGAAGCAGAACAAGUACCUCCUCCUGUUUCACAGCCUCUUCAAUCCCAUGCUGAAUCCCCUGAUCUACAGUCUGAGGAACAGGGAAGUCAGCGCUGCUCUGAGAAGGAGGCUGGGAAAGGGGAGACCUUUGUGAGAGCCUCACAGAUAGAAAGUAACUGAACUUAUGGGGACCUGAGAAGUCACCCCACCUGAUACUCAGGAUACAUAGACAUGCUCUAGGCCUAGGGCAUCCUUUACAUGUUCUUGAACUUCUCCUGUGACUACCUCCCGAGAAAGCCCAUUCUGGUCCCUCCCUUUGAAGAUGGUGCACAAGGAAAUGAACCCCUCUUCUGGCUCUCUGCGUGGUGUGCACAUUUGUAAUAUGGUCGUGAAGGAUAUUCCAAAUAGAGGAAAUAAAUUUAUACAUUCCGUAAUCAGGACUUGUAGACCAAAUUUCAUUGUAGAAAACAAGGUAUUGGCAGAAUAUUUAAAAUAAAGGAAUUGAGACUGAUUACAUAGCAAUUAUUAAAGUAUUUUAAAUUUAGCAACUGUCAUCUUCAAAAACUGGGUC
Molecule: messenger RNA, 1506 nt
Organism: Phyllostomus discolor (pale spear-nosed bat)
Lineage: Eukaryota; Metazoa; Chordata; Mammalia; Chiroptera; Phyllostomidae
Product: olfactory receptor 13-like
Exons: 2
Coding region: 157-1089 (310 amino acids)
Biological process (GO): G protein-coupled receptor signaling pathway
Cellular component (GO): membrane
Molecular function (GO): G protein-coupled receptor activity; olfactory receptor activity
Source: RefSeq, a predicted model, not a curated record